AGGCGCCGCCCAGGGUGGCGAUUAACCUCGGUAUCCUGUGAGUGUUUGGGAACAACCCUUUCGGUCAAACUGGGUCUAGAGACAGGUUUGACGAAAGUUCUUCCGCGACUGGUCUACCUUCCACCCGCACUGCAGCCGCCAGCCUGAGCCAUGGGACGCCGCACCUUCCUGUCCCUACUCCUGGCUCUGCUGACGCCUGGCGCCGCCAUCCCCGUACCUCCGGCGGUAAGGGCCCUCAACAACCUGCACUUGUCAACUAGCUUCACAUCGCAUCCCGCUAUAGUCAUGGAGUACUCGAUUCACUACAUCCAACAGAAGGUGGAUCAUUUUGGAUUUAAUACUGAUAAAACUUUUAAUCAGCGGUACCUAAUAGCUGAUAAACACUGGAAGAAAGAUGGUGGAUCAAUACUUUUCUACACUGGUAAUGAAGGGGACAUUAUCUGGUUUUGCAACAAUACGGGGUUCAUGUGGGAUGUGGCUGAGGAACUGAAAGCUAUGUUGGUAUUUGCUGAACAUCGAUACUAUGGAAAGUCUUUACCCUUUGGUUCUAGCUCAUUCAAAGAUUCCAGACACUUGAAUUUUCUGACAUCAGAACAAGCUCUGGCUGAUUUUGCAGAGUUAAUCACACAUUUGAGAAAGACAAUACCAGGAGCUAAAAAUCAACCCGUCAUUGCCCUUGGGGGCUCUUAUGGUGGCAUGCUUGCAGCCUGGUUCAGGAUGAAAUAUCCUCAUAUGGUGGCUGGAGCUCUUGCAGCCUCUGCCCCGAUCUGGCAGUUUGAUAAUAUAGUACCCUGUGGUGUAUUUAUGGAAAUUGUAACUACAGAUUAUAGGAAAAGUGGCCCAAAUUGCGCAGAGUGCAUCCGCAGAUCCUGGGAUGCCAUUAAUCGAAUCGCAGAGAAUGGUACUGGCUUGCCUUGGCUUUCUGAAACCCUUCACUUAUGCACCCCGUUAAAACAUACUCAGGAUAUUCAGAAUUUGAAAGACUGGAUCUCUGAAACCUGGAUAAAUCUGGCAGUGGUGGACUACCCUUAUGAGUCUAACUUUUUACAGCCUUUGCCUGCUUGGCCAGUCAAGGUAGUGUGCCAGUAUUUGAAAGAUCCCAGUGUAUCUGAUCCACAGUUGCUGCAGAAUAUUUUCCAAGCUCUGAACAUAUAUUAUAAUUAUACAGGCCAGGCGAGAUGUCUGAAUAUGUCAGAGACAUCAACUAGCAGUCUGGGAUCCCUGGGUUGGAGCUAUCAAGCCUGCACAGAAAUGGUCAUGCCCUUUUGUACAAAUGGUAUCGAUGACAUGUUUGAACCUCACUCGUGGGACUUGGAAGAAUUUUCUGAUUAUUGUUUUAGACAGUGGGGUGUGAGACCAAGGCCCUCCUGGAUCACUACACUGUAUGGAGGCAAAAACAUCAGUUCCCAUACAAACAUCAUUUUCAGCAAUGGUGACCUAGACCCCUGGUCAGGAGGUGGAGUAACCAAGGACAUCACAGACACCUUGGUUGCCAUCACUAUCCCAGAGGGGGCCCAUCAUCUAGAUCUCCGAGCCAACAAUGCCUUUGAUCCCACGACUGUGGUAUUAGCCCGCUCUAUGGAAGUUAGAUACAUGAAGCAGUGGAUCAAAGAUUUCUAUGCCAAUCUAAGAAAGAAGUACUGAGCAACUUUGGAUCAUUUUCACUUUCUUCUUUUAUAUUCAUUUCACCUACAUUCCCAUUUACUUUGGUUUUCUACAUGUAAUUACUUUGCCUUGUUUAUCAUUUGUCAUUUUUGGUGGGGCAAAGGUUGAGAUAGAAGAGAGGGUGAUGGUGGUGACAGCAGCCAUCCCGCACCCCAGGUCCUCGUCAUCUUUAUGCCACUUCCAAGAAGAAUCUCUUCAUGACUGCUUUCCUGCAUGAUCAGUGGGCCUCAUAACUGGAGCAGAGUUCCUGACUGCCUUUUGCAAAAGGGAGAGUCAGUCCCUUUGUUUCUCUGCAGGCAGAGAUUUCUCUUGGUUUUGAGAUUGAAGUCUCUUUGGCCCAUUUGUCAUUUCUCCACCCAUGCCCUCCCAAAGGAAAAACAAAGAUAGAUAAAAAUGAUGUAAUUGCAGCUGGUAGGAAGGAUGUCCGAUGCCAAUCCAGGAAAUAGGGGCCAUUUCUUUUCUACUUGAUUUAAUGAUUUUGAACCGUGCUGUAAAUAAAGAAUAAGGCUGGACCUUA
Pteropus alecto (black flying fox) is the source of this 2182-nucleotide messenger RNA. RefSeq names its product prolylcarboxypeptidase (gene PRCP). Gene Ontology annotation, biological process: angiogenesis involved in wound healing; proteolysis; regulation of blood vessel endothelial cell migration. The record is from RefSeq and is a predicted model, not a curated record. Gene Ontology annotation, molecular function: dipeptidyl-peptidase activity; serine-type exopeptidase activity. Bases 151 to 1644 code for a protein of 497 amino acids. The transcript has 10 exons. Lineage: Eukaryota; Metazoa; Chordata; Mammalia; Chiroptera; Pteropodidae.